Pocillopora verrucosa is the source of this 1343-nucleotide messenger RNA. Its product is annotated as mediator of RNA polymerase II transcription subunit 15-like. NCBI's taxonomy places the organism in Eukaryota, Metazoa, Cnidaria, Anthozoa, Scleractinia, Pocilloporidae. Gene Ontology annotation, biological process: regulation of DNA-templated transcription. Gene Ontology annotation, molecular function: transcription coregulator activity. The record is from RefSeq and is a predicted model, not a curated record.
GAAUUCGCGAACCAAUAUGGCGUCCACCGAAGAUUGGCGUAGUCCUGCUUACCGUCAGAAAGUUAUUUUACAGAUUUCGAUAGAGAUUGUUCCACUCUUUGUGUUUAAUGCGCCUUUUCAACUCUUCGCACAUACUUCCGCUUGUAGCGAAGAAGCAGUAAAAAGAUCUGGGAAUCCCAAUAUGAUGAUGAGUAACCCCAGCGACAUGGAAAAUCAAUUGUUUCUGAAGGCCGAAACAAGGGCUAAUUACCUUUUAUAUGUUGCUCAUGUUUUGGUUUAUAUUCGAGACAAACGAGUUGAUAUGUCUGUAGAAGACCUGAUGAACAACCGAGCAUAGAUGAAAAGACUCACUUGUACAAACAAAUAGAUGGACUAAAUAAUAUUAAAACAUUAAAAUCAUAAAUAACAUUAAAACUUUUUUCUUGUUUGCCAUAAAUAAUGACAUUUUAUUGUCUGUCUGGUGGGGUUUCAUUUUCCAGUUAAGUUUUAAUAAUUGUUUGAGAGUUGUAAGCUCUGUGUUUUUGUCAAGCUAGGAUUGAAAAGGAACUCAGGAACUCUGACCUGCUGCAAGAGUUGUGUAAUGGAAAGCAUCUAAAUGAUGCUUGUGAUAUGCUUAUACCUAGUUAUUCCCAGGCUCAGAUAUAUUAAUUUUUUAUUUAUUUGUUUUAUUUUAACUUAUGGAUUGAUCAGGUUAAUCAAGAGGAUUAGAAACCCAGGAUUAACUUUCAAACUGUGCCAAAACUUAACAUUCUUGAUCAUUUUCUGGCCUUUUUGUUUUGGUGGGGGGAUCAUUGAGUCCAGAUGAAAGUUAUUACAGGUCAGAUGUCUUAAUUAAACUAUCUUAUUGGGAAGUGCCUUAGCCUUGUCCAAAAUAAAAAAUCGUAUUUAAAAGUGAACCACUCUGCACUCUCCAGCGCACUCGCUGAAGCGGCAUUACUCUGAAACAAAUUUUCACCACAAGGUAAAAUCUUCAGUAAUUUGGGAUAUGCAGUUGUACAGAGCGAGCUUGCAAGAAGGUCUUCCAUGAAUGGAUUUUUUGUUGCCACACUGAAAAGUACUGAAGCCCAUUAAUAUAGUCUUUGAUGACAUUUGACCUGAAUGACUUUAAAUCGCUUUCUUUGCUGGAGAUUUUCGACAGCUACAGCUUACCAGACAUUGAAGUACAAGUGUACAUGUGUCAUGUGUUGCGCUAUUUCAUGACCCAUGACGUAAUUAAAUUGAAGGGAUUUCCAAGUUUACUAGAUGUGAUGCUGUUUUUCCAGCCUAAGUACAAAUUUACGUUUUCUUGUGUCCAAAAUUUUCCUUUAAGCAUUGUUGGAUAUUAAAUGGAAAUUUCAAAACUU